This is a messenger RNA of Anopheles nili, 3452 nucleotides long. RefSeq names its product probable E3 ubiquitin-protein ligase HERC4 (gene Herc4). Gene Ontology annotation, molecular function: ubiquitin-protein transferase activity. NCBI's taxonomy places the organism in Eukaryota, Metazoa, Arthropoda, Insecta, Diptera, Culicidae. Bases 1 to 3159 code for a protein of 1052 amino acids. The transcript is spliced from 9 exons. The record is from RefSeq and is a predicted model, not a curated record.
AUGGCUGUCUACUGCUGGGGCAAUACAGCCCACGGCGAGCUCGGUCUCGGUGGCAUCGAGGAGGAGCAAGUGAUGGUUCCGCGCAAGAUGGACUGGUCACGCGCGGUAGAAGUCACUCAAGCGGCUUGUGGUACCAGCCACACGCUGCUCCUCACGCGAGAGGGCAAAAUGUAUGCCUGUGGCAAUAAUGACCACGGUCAGCUGGGCCACGGCUCGGACAGUCUACCGAAUAAAAGGCCACGUAUGUCGAGGUUUAAGCUGCUGACGUCGCUGGAAAACUACAUCAUAACGAACGUCAGCUGUGGAGUAGCACAUUCGCUGGCUCUGACGAACUGGGGCCACGUGUUUAGUUUUGGCUCGAAUACCGUCGGCCAGCUUGGCCACGAUACGGAAAACGGCAGUGUACCGCGGAUGGUCAAAACCAUCGGUACCAAACACGUGGUCCAAAUUUCCUCCGGUCAAUACCACUGCCUGGUCUUAACCAACAGUGGGGAGCUGUACGCUUGGGGUUCAAACUCGUACGGUCAACUCGGCAUCGGGACGAUAAGCGAGAAAGUGACGGUACCGACACUGAUCCAAUCGCUUGCCGGCAUACCGAUAGCAUUCAUCGCCUGUGGGGGAAACCACAGCUUUGCCGUGUCGAAAUCCGGCGCUAUUUUCGGUUGGGGUAAAAACACCUUCGGCCAGCUGGGCCUGAACGAUUUGAACUCGCGCUGCCACCCGACCCAGCUGCGCACGUUGCGGAGUUUGGGCGUGCGUUACAUUAGCUGUGGGGAUGAUUUCUCCGUUUUUCUCACCAACGAGGGUGGAGUGUUCACGUGCGGCGCCGGAACGUUUGGCCAGCUUGGCCACGGCAGCUGUAACAACGAGAUACUGCCGCGCAUGGUGUUCGAGCUGAUGGGGAGCAAAAUUACGCAGAUUGCAUGUGGCCGGCGACAUACGCUGGCGUUCGUGCCAUCGCGUGGUAAAAUAUACGGCUUUGGGCUGAGCGGAGUCGGUCAGCUGGGCACUGGGAUGGUGGGGAACUACAAUACUCCACAGAUCGUUCGGGGACCAUGGUUCAAGUCCGAUUCGGAAAAUCCAUCAGGCUGUGUUGAAGAAGAGCAAAAGACUGUAAAUCGCAUAUUUUCCGGAGGGGAUCAGUGUUUCGUUUCGCUUCUGGAAGAUGAAAGCUCUGCAGAUUACCGUGUACAUGAUAAAAACACCCAAAUUCUUUCGCUCUCGCUGGAGUUGGGAAAGGAACUGGCGCAGAUCAAAGCGGAACAAACGGUGGAACUAGACCUUAUGUCGGCUGUGGAAACAACGUUCAAGUCGUUGGCUUGCAUGAACGGAUCCUUGCUGCUGCCGAACGAUAUGCAUUUCUGCUGCACCUCGAAACACCCGGGAGUCGACUUGGAAGCUGCAGAGAAAACGUUCGAUCAAAUACGGAAAAUCGAAUGUGAAUCUAUCAAGCAACUGAUCCGCGACUCCAUCGAGUCCGACCUACUCGGUGCCUUAACGCAAUCGCCUGCCGACGUGGAGACGCUGCGGAUCUAUCUGCUGCUGCCUCUGUACCAUGAGUUUAUCAAUCCGAAGCACUACCAAAAGCUGCACUCACCGUUCAGCCGAUCGGUGCUGAAGCUCGUAAAGAAUGCGUACGAAAUCGUGGUGCUGUGGUGGGCAAAUACACCGAAGGAGUACUUCGAGCGAAUGGUGGAAAACUUUAAGAGUGUCGUUCUGUACAUAAUCAACUUCAAGUUUCCGCACGUCCUCGAAUCCGAGAGCAAGCAGGAGGUGCACUAUGAUGCCCAUCUGGCCACCAUCCUUGAUAUGCUGUCGAUCCUGUACUGGAUUAACCACCACAAACGAACCCAGAAGCUACCGUACGAGCAGUUCCAUAUCAACGAGAUCGACGACAUUCUUGACAUUCGCCAUGACUACGUUCGGUGGACAGCCGACACCAAGGGUGUUACUUUUUCGCUAUGUAAUUAUCCGUUCAUUUUCAAUGCCGCAGCAAAAAUGCUGCUACUUCAGACUGACCAAGCGAUGCAGAUGUACCAAGCAAUGCACAGCGCAGCCACGGUGAACCUUAUGUCGAUGUUUUGCGCUCACAACCCAAACUCGCAGUUUAUCGUCCUGAACGUGACGCGUGACAACAUCGUGCAAGAUACGAUCCGCGAGCUGUCGCUGUACGCGGCAAGCGAUCUCAAGAAACCGAUCAAGAUAAAGUUCUGCGGCGAGGAAGCCGAAGACGCGGGCGGUGUGCGGAAAGAGUUUUUUAUGCUGCUGUUGCGGGACAUUCUCGAUCCGAAGUACGGCAUGUUCAAGGCGUUUGAUGAUUCCCGCACGAUCUGGUUCACGGAGGAUUUCUUCGACAGCGAUGACAACAUGUUUGCGCUCAUCGGAAUCUUGUGCGGACUGGCGAUCUAUAACUUUACGAUCAUCGCCCUGCCGUUCCCACUCGCCCUGUACAAGAAGCUGCUGGGGGAAGAAGUGGAUAUGAGUGAUCUACAGGAUCUAGCACCAGUGAUAGCGCGAUCGAUGCAGAACAUACUGGACUAUGACGAGCCCGAUCUGGAGCAAGUUUUUGAUCUCACCUUUUCUACAACCCGGGACUACUUCGGGGAGAUGCAGACCAUUCCACUGAAACAGAAUGGCGAGAAUAUACCUGUGACACAAUCGAACAAGCACGAAUUUGUGCAACUGUAUAUAGACUACGUGUUCAACAAAUCGGUGGAGAAAUCAUUCCGGCAGUUCCAUAACGGAUUCAUGCGUGUCUGCGGUGGGCGCGUACUGAAGCUGUUCAAGGCGCACGAGCUGAUGUCGGUGGUGGUUGGUAACGAGGAGUACGAUUGGUUGUCACUGGAGGAGAACGCGGAGUACAAGAACGGGUAUUCCUGCAGCGAUCAGACGGUACGGUGGUUUUGGGAAGUAUUUCACGAGCUUCCGGUGGAAGAGAAGAAAAAGUUCCUACUUUUUCUUACCGGUUGUGAUCGUAUUCCGAUCAUGGGCAUGAAAGCCAUUAAGAUCUUUAUCCAGCCCACACCGGACGAUAAGUUUCUUCCGGUGGCGCAUACCUGCUUCAAUCUGCUCGACCUACCUCAGUACCAAACGAAGGAAAAGCUCAAGUACAAGUUGCUGCAGGCAAUUCAACAAACGCAGGGAUUCAGCUUGGUAUAAAACCGAUACGAACAAACAUUCUUCGUUCGAUCUGUCGGUGAUUUGCUGCCAAAAACGUUUGCUAUUAAUCCUUCGUUUAUUUAUGGUUUCUUGUAUUGUUGUUUCUAAACUAGUGACUUCCGUGAUGGCACGGAAGUCCUUCUGAUAUUGGUGGAGCGUUGAUAUUAUUGCAUGUUUAUAAAAAAACAACGAAUUUAAAUUAUGUUGCCCACAUUUUAAAACGUUGAGCUUGAGAGCAAUAAACUCGUAAGCAAUGCUACCAGUAGGAGCUAUAUUUUUCCUGCAUAAACUUA